Messenger RNA from Cololabis saira (Pacific saury), 6426 nucleotides. It is a transcript of the gene met, whose product is annotated as MET proto-oncogene, receptor tyrosine kinase. Gene Ontology annotation, molecular function: ATP binding; transmembrane receptor protein tyrosine kinase activity; protein binding. The transcript has 21 exons. Gene Ontology annotation, biological process: nervous system development; multicellular organism development; phagocytosis. The record is from RefSeq and is a predicted model, not a curated record. Gene Ontology annotation, cellular component: membrane; signaling receptor complex. The coding region runs from base 243 to 4514 and encodes 1423 amino acids. NCBI's taxonomy places the organism in Eukaryota, Metazoa, Chordata, Actinopteri, Beloniformes, Belonidae.
CUGCAGCAGGAGCGCCGCGGGUUAUUAUCUGCAACUAUUUCUAACAAGAAAACACACCCAGAGAGAGAAGGUGAAGGAGGGACACGGAGAAACUCGCAACACUGUUUUAUUUUCCCCGCGCAGAAGAGUUGAAACAUUCCUGGUGAUAUUUCUGGACUUUAUGAGAAAGUCAAGGAGCCUCAUUCUUCAGGGACAAAACAGAAAUAUGAUUUGAGUCCCGGAGGACGAACAGCAGGAACAGGAUGGGUAUCUCUUCACUCCACGCCAUCGCGUUGCUGAUGGGCCUCUGCCACGGCGCCAGGGCCCGCUGCGACAAGUCCUCGGAGACGACCAAGCUCAACCUCACUGUCACAUACGAGCUCCCGACCUUCACGGCCGACUUCCCGAUCCAGAACAUGGUGACACUGGACGGGGUCAUCUACGUGGGUGCGGUGAACCGGAUCUACGCCCUGGCGCCGAACCUCACCAAGCUGUCGGAGUACCGCACGGGGCCGCUGUUCGCCAACCAGACCUGCGGACGUAGCCGGACGGAGACCAGCGGAACCAUUGACAACCGCAACAUGGCCUUGGUGGUGGAGAAGAUGUACGACAGAGGGUUGUACAGCUGCGGGUCGGCGGACAACGGCGUGUGCCGCCGCCACGUCCUGGACGACGACGGCGUCACCCUGAAAACCGUCGAUGAGCACGUCUACUGUUUUGCUGGCAAGGUGGAGCCGGGGAGGGGUCAUCCCAGCGAUCCCGAUGUCGUGGUGAGCCCGUCGGGGUCCCAGGUGCUCAACGUAGAGAGUAACGUCAUCAAGUUCUUCGUUGGAAACUCUGAGAUCCCCGGUGCCGGGAACAUUUCCGCCAACGGGACUCAUCCCCACACCAUCUCCCUACGGAAGAUGAAAACGAGCCAAAACGGCUUCACUUUCUUCUCGAACUCCUCGCACAUGGACCUGAUCCCGUCCCUACGAGGGAACUACUAUCUGCGCUACGUCUACACCUUCCACAGCGGACCUUACGCCUACUUCCUCACGGUGCAGAGGGUGAGCAAGGACUCCCAGGCCUACCACACCCGCAUAGUCCGCAUGUGUUCGUCAGACUCGGUGAUCCGCCGCUACGUGGAAAUGCCCCUGGAGUGCAUCAGCACCAACAAGAGACGCAGACGCUCCACCGAAGAGGUGAAGGUGUUCAACAUCGUCCAGGCGGCUCACGUCACCAAGGUGGGCAAUGACGCAGAGCUUCUGAAGCAGGCGAACCUGAAAGAGGGCGACGACGUGCUGUUCGCCGCCUUCGCCAGAGGGAAGCCCGAUUCCCCGGAGCCGACCCCCAACUCGGCCGUCUGCGCCAUGUCCCUGAAAAACAUCAACGACAUGUUCAAGAGGUUCAUGCAUGGGUGCAACACGGUGGAGCCGUAUCACUUCACCGGAUCGGACAAGAAGUCCUGCUACAAUGUGACUUCCUCGGACGACUGCGACCCCCACGAAGGAAUCCACGAGGGCAAAGAAGGGGUGUACCGCCUGCAGGUGACCCAGUUCGUCCAGCGGUUGGAGUACUGGCACAAGGACUUGACAAACACCUUGGUCACCUCCAUUAAUGUGGUCCCGGUCCACGGUCGCACCGUAGCCUACCUGGGAACAGCAGAUGGCCGCCACAUACAGGUGAUGUUCUCCAGGUUUACGUCUCCUCACGUCAACAUCCGCCUGGACUCCAGACCCGUCUCCGCCAGCGUGCCGCUGCUGGAUGAUGCCGACUCUAACGGAGCCAUGCUGGUGGCCACAGGCAACAAGAUCACCAAGAUCCCUCUGAUCGGCCCUGGCUGUGGCCACCUGACCACCUGCACGUCGUGUCUGCUGUCGUCCCGAGUGACGGAGUGCGGCUGGUGCGAUGGACGCUGCACCAGGAGGAACCAGUGUCCGUCUCCAUCCACGUGGACUCAGGACUUCUGCGCGCCUGUCAUCACUAAGGUCUUUCCCGCCUCCGGACCGGUGCGAGGCUCCACGACUCUGACCAUUUGCGGGCAGAACUUUGGCUUCGACAAGACGGAGAACUUCAAGGUGUCACUGGUGACCGUGGAAGUGGCGGGCGUUCCCUGCAAGCUGCCCCGACAAGAGAACAUCAACAGGGGGGCCGGCUGUAGCUGGACUGAGAUGCAGUGUUCCCCGACCUUCACCGGGAACUUCACCCCGUCAGGACACGCGGUGAAGGUCUCCAGUGGCCACAAGGUGGCCGCCAUGGAGGGCUUCACGUUCGUGGACCCCGUGAUUGACGAGAUCUUCCCCACGUUCGGCCCAAAGUCUGGAAACACCAUGCUGACCAUCCGGGGAUCCUUCCUGGACACUGGAAACAAGCAGGAGGUGACGGUGGGGAAGGGAGCCUGCAAGAUCCAGAGCCUGUCGUCCACCAUGCUGACCUGCAAGACGCCUCCGCACGCCGUCCCGUCGGAGCAGCCGGUGAGGCUGACGGUGGACUCGGUGGAGCGCUACGCCCCGACGCUGUUCACCUACAACCAGGACCCCAUCAUCGACAGCGUGCAGCCCUCGCGCUCCUUCGUCAGCGGAGGCUGCACCGUAUCGGCUCACGGCUUCUUCCUCCAGUCGGGCCUCCAGCCCCAGAUGGUUCUCACCACCGGCCAGGACGCUGUAGUCUUCCACGUGAGCUGCGUCUACGGCGAGAACCGGACCUCCAUCCAGUGCACCACGCCCUCGCUGGCCAAGCUGGCCCUGCAGCCUCCGGUGGUCACCAAGGUGGCCUUCGUCCUGGACGGCUACCUGACGGACCAGUGGGACCUGAUCUACGUGGAGGACCCGCUGUUCCAGGACCCCAAGCUCACCUCCAAGGACAACAAGAGCAUCGUGGAGCUCAAGGGUGAUCGCAUGGACAGGGAAGCGAUGAAGUGUCAGGUCCUGACCGUUUCCAACCACAGCUGCGAGACUCUGAUUCUGAAAGGAAACACUCUGGAGUGCACCGUCCCGACGCAGCUGCACGCCGCCACCGCCAAGGAGCUGCAGGUGGAGUGGCGCCAGGCGGACCAGAUCAUGAACCUGGGCAAGGUGACGCUGGCGAAGGAGCAGGACUACACGGGCCUGGUCGUGGGCUGCGUGUGCGUCAGCCUGCUGCUGAUGCUGCUGGGAACGGUGCUGAUGUGGCGGAGGAACAAGCACAUCGACGAUCUGUCUGAGGUGUGGUAUGAUGGCCGGGGUCACAUCCAGCAUCUGGACAGGCUGGCUAACGCGAGGAGCGUCAGCCCCACUAACGAAAUGGUCUCCCACGAGUCAGUCGACUAUAGAACAACCCUGCUGGAGGAUCAGGGUGCCGACAGGCCCGAGACGUGCCGGGGGGCUCCUCCCGUCUACGGGGGCAACGGGGAACUGCUGUCUCCCAGGCUGGGAGUGCUGGGAGGUGGGAUCAGUCUGGCGAUGGACGGUGAGUUGAUGUCCCCCCUGCUGAUGGCCCAGGUCCACAUCGACCCGUCCUGCCUCCACCCAGACCUGCUGACUGAGGUCCAACACGUGGUGAUCGCCAGGGAGAAGCUGAUGCUCCACCUCAACCAGAUCAUCGGCAGAGGCCACUUCGGCUGUGUUUUCCACGGAACGCUGCUGGAGCCAGACGGGCAGAAGCAGCACUGUGCCGUCAAGUCCCUAAACCGUAUCACAGACUUGGAAGAGGUGUCCCAGUUCCUGAAGGAGGGGAUCAUCAUGAAGGAUUUCAGUCACCCCAACGUUCUCUCUCUGCUGGGAAUCUGCCUCCCGCCUGAGGGUUCACCACUGGUGGUUCUGCCCUACAUGAAGCACGGCGACCUGCGCAACUUCAUCCGUGACGAAGCACACAACCCGACGGUGAAGGACCUGAUGGGCUUUGGGCUUCAGGUGGCCAGAGGGAUGGAGUAUCUCGCCAGCAAGAAGUUUGUCCACCGAGACCUGGCAGCUAGGAACUGCAUGUUGGACGAGAGCUACACCGUGAAAGUGGCGGACUUCGGCCUGGCUCGAGACGUUUACGACAAAGAAUACUACAGCGUCCACAACAAGAGCGGCGUCAAGCUGCCCGUCAAGUGGAUGGCUCUGGAGAGUCUGCAGACCCACAAGUUCACCUCCAAGUCAGACGUGUGGUCGUUUGGGGUGUUACUAUGGGAACUGAUGACCCGAGGCGCCCCUCCGUACUCCGACGUGAACUCCUUCGAUAUCACCGUGUUCCUCCUGCAGGGGAGGAGGCUGCUGCAGCCGGAGUUCUGCCCCGACGCUCUCUACACGGUGAUGAUCGAGUGCUGGCACCCGAAGCCGGAGCGGCGGCCCUCCUUCUCCGAGCUGGUGUCACGCAUCUCCGCCAUCUUCGCCAGCUUCAGCGGCGAGCACUACGUCCUCCUCAACACCACCUACGUCAACAUCGACAAGCUGAGCCCCUACCCCUCCCUCCUGGCCUCCACGGCUUCCCCUUCCUCUUCCUCCUCCUCCGCCUCCGAGCCCUACACCUCCACAUCCCUCCCUUCCCACUCCACGCUUUUUUGUCACGUGGAGCGAGAUUGCUGCACCUGAGAGACGAAGGAGCUGAUGAUGGACGGCAGAAGGAAGGAGGAGACUCAGAAAGAGAGAGAGAGAGAGAAGUUAAGGAAGGAAACAUGGGGUGACUUGGGAAGCACUGUAUGUACCUGCCAAACACUGGACACUGCUGAGGACGAACGCAGACCGUUGUUCAAGACCGUUCACUCGGUGUACAUAGAUUGUAGACUUUGGACCAAGAACCUUUUUGACGAAGGGGGUUCCUGUGAACUAUACGGCGGACCCCAUCGACUUCCCCCCACCGAUCCCUGGGGACCACCAGGCCAGGCGUCCUGUGUCUCCCCACUAGACGUUCACAAAGCACAGGACGGCCUCCUUGAAGGUUCACGGUAGCCGAACCGCCUCCACACAAGCACGUCUCAACCACUCGACCAAUCCUGCAUCCACACUCUGGGCAGCACAUCGUUCAAGAAGCAGAUGUGGCUCCUCACACUGUUUGUAAUGUGAAUGUGUUGCAAGUGUCCCUAUAUUCAUGUUGUACAGAAACGACCACACCUCCUGACUUACCAUCAGCCUGACCAGACCAGAUUGUGCAGCCUGACCAGACCAGACCAGACCAGACCCUGAAUGAGUCUGCUUCCUCCCGUGAGGACAAUGAGACAUGCGGCAGGUGUGUGUGGACAAGCAGGAUGCUGCUGUGUGCAGAUCACUGGAUGCUUUAUUUGUGUAAUUAUCUGUGGAUAAUUAGCUUCUCAUGUGUCACUGUGUCAGUGUGUGAAAUCCCCAAGUGUGUCCUGUGAUGGUUACUCAUUUCAAAAACACUACAAUUUUCACACUUGAACGGUUCAAGGUGAUUCAAAAACCAUGUCUUGGGAAUUUCUUCCUUUUUUUUUUUGGUUAAUGAACUAACUCAAGUUGCUCACUGUAUUUUGAGCCUGCGUCUGUUUUGCUUUGCAUUUUUAUCGGUUGUACAAAGUUGUCAAGGCUCUGACUUUGCAAGAGAGGUGUCAUACCAAACGGUUGUGUGGAUGUGUAUGUGUGUGUGUGUGUGUGUGUGGAUGUGUGUGUGUGCAUGAGGGGGAGCUGGAAGGAGGAAAUGCACUGUGUUAGACACAACGUCUUCGGAAGUGCAUCCUGGGACUUCGCUGUCUGAUUGAGUUGUACAAGCGAAGCACUGGCUCUAUUACAAGUGAUCCCUCCGAGAGUCGUUACAGAGCAACCCAACGUUGACUAAAGGCCAGUGGGAGCUGUGUGUUACUUCGUAGUCACGAUGAAGAAAUAUUUGAACCUUGAUACUGAUGUGUUUGCAGGUUUUUGCCCUUGAUUGUUAAUCCUCACCACCAAACUUCCACUAAUAUCAGUGCCACAGAAGAGUUGUGUAAUGUGUCGUUGUAGGAAUGGACUCAUUAAUGCUGUAGUGCUGCGGUACAUCAGGGGCUGUCACCAAUAACGUGCCCAUCGCUGAAGGGCCAAAGCCAAUUCAGGAAGUUUUACCUCUUUGCAGAAAGCAUGAGCCGGAGAUAUUUCACGUCAACAUUUCAGGCCUGCAACAUUUCCAGAGCAGGUGGUGAAGCUUUUACUACAUGAUAGGAGGAUAUCUUCAAUAUCUGCAACAGUACGGGAUUGUUAUUGUUGUAGUUUUCUUUUAAAAAUAUUAACAGAUUCUAUUCUGGUUGGCUUAGAAGCAGAUCAAUCCAGCAUUUGUACCUUCGUCAUCCUCAGCCACACUUUUUUUUUGUGCACGGUAUUGUUGUGCAUCGUCUUGUUGGAAAAGAUGUUGCUCCAAAACCUCCUGCCAUAAUUCUGCCAUCACAGAAAAGGGAAAUGAGCUUAGCUGAGGAUGUUGAUACAACCCCAGACCACCGCAGAGCCUGGACUCGUUGGUGAUAACUGUCUAGAUCAGGGGUCGGCAACCCAAAAUGUUGAAAGAGCCAUAUUGGACCAAAAA